Messenger RNA from Dictyostelium purpureum, 318 nucleotides. RefSeq lists its product as uncharacterized. The transcript is spliced from 2 exons. The record is from RefSeq and is a predicted model, not a curated record. Bases 1 to 318 code for a protein of 105 amino acids. Lineage: Eukaryota; Evosea; Eumycetozoa; Dictyosteliales; Dictyosteliaceae.
AUGGUUAAACCAAUUAAAAGUAAAAAAAAUAAAGAAGAGAAAAAUGAAGAAAUGAAUACAGAGGAAAUUAAUACAGAGGAAGUAACAACAGGAAAAGUUGAAUUAGAUUUAAAUCAAGUUAAAAAAGAUAAACAAUUUAAUCCAUAUGCUGCAGGUGAAAAAAAAGAAACAAAAAAAGUUAAACUUACACCAAGAAAACAAUUAAAGAGAAAGAAAGGUAUCGAAAAUGCAUUAAAUAGAAUAGAAAAGGAUCAAGUAUUUUUAGAGAAAAAACAAAAGAAAAUGCAAAUUAAAAAGAAAUGGAAUUCAUUAUAUUAA